Molecule: messenger RNA, 282 nt
Organism: Anisakis simplex (herring worm)
Lineage: Eukaryota; Metazoa; Nematoda; Chromadorea; Rhabditida; Anisakidae
Source: the annotation of a GenBank genome assembly
GAGAAGUGUGGUCGUCUUGAUCACCAGCAGUUCAAGAGCUGUCUACGAGCCCUCGGUUAUGACCUUCCGAUGGUUGACGAGGGUCAGCCCGAGCCUGAAUUCCAAAGAAUCUUGGAUAUCGUUGACCCGAACAGAGACGGAUAUGUGACACUGCAAGAAUAUAUGGCGUUCAUGAUCUCGAAAGAAACGGAAAAUAUUCAGUCGAGUGAGGAAAUCGAAAGCGCUUUCCGUGCACUCUCCAAGGAAUUCCGACCGUAUGUCACUGCCGAAGAGCUCUACGCG